AUGGUGUGUGCAGAUAUGGAGAAUAUGUAUAUCAACACAAUCGCAACCUCUCUAAUGAGUGAAAUUCCUAGUUAUGAUGUAACGGCUUUGAAGGACAUACAUCUAAGGUUUUUGGUUGUGCUUGGAGUCCAAAAGGGUCUUUUCUUGCAUCUGGCAAAUAAUAUGGAGAUAUCUACCAUCAAAUGGAGUCCAACUGGUGCUGGUUCAAGCAAUACAAAUCAACAGUUGUUGCUGACAAGGUAA
Solanum pennellii is the source of this 243-nucleotide messenger RNA. RefSeq lists its product as uncharacterized. The coding region runs from base 1 to 243 and encodes 80 amino acids. The transcript has 5 exons. NCBI's taxonomy places the organism in Eukaryota, Viridiplantae, Streptophyta, Magnoliopsida, Solanales, Solanaceae. The record is from RefSeq and is a predicted model, not a curated record.